Molecule: messenger RNA, 5199 nt
Organism: Portunus trituberculatus (swimming crab)
Lineage: Eukaryota; Metazoa; Arthropoda; Malacostraca; Decapoda; Portunidae
Gene: yata
Product: N-terminal kinase-like protein
Exons: 17
Coding region: 122-2614 (830 amino acids)
Biological process (GO): protein phosphorylation
Molecular function (GO): protein kinase activity; ATP binding
Source: RefSeq, a predicted model, not a curated record
UGGAGCGGCGGUAAUCAUCAGCAGGGAGAGAGGUUGACACGCACACAACAACACAUCCCCAAUACACCCCGAACUCGUCCCUGCCUGGCCCUGAGUGACAUUGUUGUGCACCUUCUGUACCAUGUGGGCCAUCUUCUCCCGGGACGCCAGCAGUAGCUUCCCCUACGAGCUUGGGGAAGCGGCGGGGCAAGAGGACAGCAGGAGUGUAUGGAGGCUGCAUAAGGGCAAGAAAAAGCAAAAUGGUGAGGAGGUGAGCAUCUUUGUGUGUGGCGGCAAGGACUUCAAUCCCGGGCACAUCGAGGCAGCCAAGGCAGCGGUGAAGAGGCUCAAGACGCUGCGUCACCCUUGCAUCCUCACCUACCUGGACAGCCUGGAGAGUGACAAACAGGUCCAGCUGGUGACAGAGCCUGUCAGCCCCCUGCUCACCUGGCUCACAGAGGACACACUUAGCCCUGCCCAGCGCACCUCUGCCAUCUCCUGGGGGCUCCUGCAAGUCACGAAAGCGCUGAGCUUCCUAAACAACGAAGGCAGCCUCACCCACCACAAUGUGUGUGCCAGCAGCAUCUUUGUCACAGCGGGAGGGGAGUGGAAGCUGGGCGGGGUGGAGUACUGCAGCAGCUCAGACCAGUACACCUUCCCCACCAAGCUGCUCCCUCAGCUGGACGUGUAUAACCCCCCAGAGCGCUUUGAUCCCAGCAAGCAGCGCACCACCACCAAAUGGGCAGCAGACAUGUGGGGACUUGGGUGUCUAGUGUGGGAGACCUUUAAUGGCACCCUGAAUCAGUCCAUCAACCUCAAGAACACUUCAAAGAUCCCCAAAUCCCUGGUUCCGACGUACACCCGGCUGGUGGGUGCGUCCCCUACCUCACGCCCCAACCCCCGAGAGGUGGUGUCAACCCUCAGCCAGCCUGGCCAAUUCUUCCACAAUGAUCUGGUGGAGACGCUCACCUUCCUGGACGAGAUACAGAUCAAGGACAACAAUGAGAGGCACAAGUUCUUCUCGCAGCUGGCAGGGCGGCUGGACAGCAUUCCACAGUGCAUGGCGGUGAACAAGGUGCUGCCAGCACUGCUGGCAGCUCAUGAGUUCUCCAAUGCUGGCUCGGCAGUGCUGGCCCCACUCUUCAAGAUUGGCCAGCUGCUGGGGGAAACAGAGUACCAGCAGCAGAUCCUUCCCUGUGUGGUUCGGCUCUUCUCCUCCAGCGACAGAGCCACACGCCUUCGUCUCCUCCAGCAGGCGAGCGACUUGGCCACACACAUCGACCCUGCCACCCUCAACACCCAGGUCUUCCCCCACCUCGCCUCGGGCUUCCUCGACACCAACCCCACCAUCAGGGAGAACACUGUCAAGUCCAUCCGGUUCUUUGGACCAAAGCUCAACUAUCAGAACUUGAAUGUAGAGGUACUGAAGCACUUCGCCCGGCUGCAGGCCAAGGAUGAGCAGGGUGGCAUCCGCACCAACACCACCGUCUGCUUGGGUAAGAUAGCUAGCAACCUCCACCCAGAUGUGCGGCAGAAGUGUCUUGUCUCGGCCUUCCUCCGGGCCACACGCGAUCCCUUUCCCCCAGCAAGGACCGCCGGUGUGUUGGCCCUGGCUGCCACACAACAGUUCUACAAUCUCCAGGAUGUGGCCAACAAGAUCCUGCCAAGCCUGUGCAUGCUGACCCUGGACCCAGACAAGAGUGUGAGGGACGCAGUGUUCAAGGUGCUCAAGGGCUUUCUCAGCAAGGUGGAGAAGGUGUCAGAGGACCCGUCACUAAAGGAGGAGAUGGAGGCUGAGGUGCGGCAGGCCAGCUCCAACAACCAGCCAUCUUCCUGGGCCGGCUGGGCAGUGGGCGCCAUCACUUCUAAGUUCUACAAGGGUGGCCCCACCUCCAUCACGCCAGCCACAACUCCCACGUCCACGGCACCUACCAAACAGCCUCUAGCCUCCCAAACCUCAGUAUCAAGCAGUAGCACUCCGUCCACACAGAACUCCAGCAUGGCACCCACGCCAGAUCUGACCAGGCGAGGUGUGGCUGAGGAGGAGGAGGAAGAGGAGGAGGAAGACAACUGGGACACUAAUGAAUGGGGGUCCCUGGAGGAGUGUGAGGAAACACCAAACCCAGGAGGAACAGCCAGCGAAGGGGGCGGGGGCUGGGAGGAUGCAGAGGACUGGAGUGGCCUUGGUCUGGGGAGUGCACUGAGUACCAACCAGCACCAGGCAGCAGCUAUAGGGGCCUUGGAGUCUGCUUUCUCCUCCCUCUCCACUGCCACAAAUACCACCACCUCCAUCAGGCCCCCCAACCCCCAGAGACAAGCACCACCACCACUAGGAGACCCAAACAGCUUCUUCAACUCUAUCAGCCAGAACACAAACACCAGAGGAACUACCCAUCACCGCCCCACUGCUGCCGUCACCACCCCGUCCAAGCCCUUGUCUGACCUGGGAGGCUGGGACGAGUGGGAGCAGGAGAAUGUUUCUGCUACUUUGUGUCAAGUGCCAGGCUCCAGCAGCAGCCGGGGGGAUGAGGCGAGGCUGCAGAGGGAGGAGAGGCGACUGCAGCGACAGCGGGAGAUAGAGGCCAAGAGAGCAGCACGUGCAGGCCCCAUGAAGCUUGGCGCCAAGAAAAUCUGAGCAGGAAGAAGCAAGAAAGAGUGGAAGGAAGUCAUAGGGAGGUAUGGAUGAAGAGAGAAGAGGAGGCAAGUGAAGGAAAUAUGGAAAAUAGGUAAAUGAAAAGAAUGGAGAUAGUGAGACUUAGGAAGAGAAUGGGGUGGAAGGGAGAGAAAGCAAGCAAGGAGUGGAAAGAAGUCACAGUAAGGAAGUGAUGAAAUGAAAAGAAUGGAGAUAACAUAUGAAAGAAAAGUUACAUAUAAGAAAAUGCAAAGAAUGAAGGAAGUAGAAGGCAGGAAAGAGACAGAGAUACCAGGAAGAGAGAAAGAUAUAUAAAAAAAAAGGGAAGAAGAAAAAUGUAAGGAAUAAAGGCAGAGGAAGACAAGAAAUAGGGAAAUGGUUGGAGGGGGAGAAAGAGAAAGAGGGGGGAGGGAUGCUGAUGCCAGUUUAGUAAAUGUGCAGAUCAUGCAAUACUAAAGGAGAUAAAGAGAUAAAGAUCAUUAAGGAAAAGAUACGACAAACCACAUACACAUUCACACAACACACCGGACUACAAGCAAACAUAUGCAAAGGCAUCAAUAGAGGUAGAACUAUCAACAUAAAAUAAAUACUGGCUAUACAAACAAAGAUAAGAGAAAAUGUGCAGGGAACAAGUUAAUUCAUAAAAAAAAAAAAUAAAUAAAUAAAUAAAUAAAUAAAUAUAGAGACACAAAAUGGACAUGGUUUAUAAAAAAGGACAAUGAACAGAAUAGUUCAGUUAUGUUGUCUAUUGCAGAAGUUGCUCAUUUAUUAUAUUUAUUUAAGAAAAGGAUGACCUUCAGUUUUCAAUGGAUGUUUUGGCACACUGUCUCAUUUGUUAUUAUUAUUUGUCUUCAUUGUUUCUUGCAUUGCUGUUGUUAUCAUCAUUCGUUUUAUAAGGCGACCUUCAGCACCCUAAGGAAAUUUUAUUGAAGCAUAUCACACAAAAUUACACAGGGAAGAUAUUACUUUUAUUUGCUUCAUGUUAUAUAAUGCUUUUAGAUUCAUUCAGUGCCUCAUGCUGCUGCUGUUUGUUCUUAUCAUUGUUACUGUUGCUGUUGUCAUUGCCAUUGUUGUAUUUAUUAUCAUUAUUAGAGUUUGUUAUUCUUAUCAUCAUUGAGACUGCUGGUAAGGGAGUGUGAGAAGUUUGUUGUGUGAGAGGGAAUGAAAUGGUGUAAGAUAAUGUAUGGUAGAGAGCAGUGGAUGAAUACAAGUUAACAUGAAAGGAAGAAAUUGAGAGAGAAUGGAAGGAAAUGUAUGAGCAAGGGAGACAGCAGUAGAUAUGAAUACAAGUUUUGAGCUUCUUGAGGAGGUAGACUUCAAAUAUAUAUAUAUAUAUAUAUAUAUAUAUAUAUAUAUAUAUAUAUAUAUAUAUAUAUAUAUAUAUAUAUAUAUAUAUAUAUAUAUAUAUAUAUAUAUAUAUAUGAAAAGAGCAUCAGAUACAAGAAGGAUGUGUGUAUGAGGGAAAAGAAGAAUGUGAGUGAAGGGAGAGAGAGUUGUGAGCUUAUAUACGUAACACAACCUUGAUAAUCUAUAUAGGACAUUCACCUGCAUUUAUUUGGAUCAACUGGUCGUGUCAGGUGCAGAGGAGGAGUCAGAACUGUUAUGGUCUUGCAGGGAUGAGCCACUUAUGCAGUUAGGUCCUGCUGUAGAGAGAUCCAGAAUGACUUGUACUCAUGAUCCUCAUGUAAGAGUGGUUAGUGAGGAUACAUCAUCUCUACCUAUACACCUCCAGGGUUCAGACAAUUUUGAGUUUAGUAUUAGAGAAUGUGUUAAGAUGUGUGUAUGUGUGUGUGUGUGUGUUUGUGCAUGUAGAGUGGAUGGGUGGAUGGAGUGUGGGUCUCAUUCUUUGUGUAUGGAUGGGUGGGUGGGUGCAUUGUGUGUGUGUGUGUUCAGAGGGGUGGCACUUUGUCUUGACUUAGUCCUUUCUGAGGAUGUUGGGCUGGCUCAUUAUUAUCACCAGUUUUUAAGCAUAUAUAUUUUUAUUAUUCUUAGGUAUGUAUGUUUGUUUAUUUAUUUAUUUUUUUUUGUGUGUGUUAUUGCAUUGUUUUUGUGUUUGUCAUUUAAACUUGAAUUAUGUGUUACCUUUUUAAACUUGUUAUCUGAAGUUUUUUUUUUCCAGAGUGCUUACCUCUUUUAAUGGAAGUCAGAAUCAGAGAUGUACCCUUCCUCUUCUUUCAGCUAACCAUAUACUCAAUUAUGAUGCUUAACCCACUCUAUUACUUUUUCCAUUGUUUUGUUCUAAGUGAUAUUUUUACAAAUUUAACCUACUGGUUUUAACUAGGCACACCAGGUCUUGCUAUGUAUCAGGGAAGAUGAUGAGGAGGGUAAACCAGCACAGUACAUCAAUAUUUUCUUCCUUCAGUGUGAUCAGUCAUAUUUUCAAGUCACAAAAGUAUAGUACACUCAACCUUUGUGUAUCUGGAUCUUGUUCAUCCAGAUUUUGGUUUAUCCGGCCAGUGUCCAGAUAAUAAUUCAAUAAUUUGAGUCUGGAUGGCCAACAAAAAAAAUUCAAACACCUGAUAGAUUGUGGCAGGUGGUUGUAAACAAGUCCAGGCGAUGCUCUCAUGAACACAGUAUCAGUAAACAAG